Exophiala bonariae is the source of this 2277-nucleotide messenger RNA. RefSeq lists its product as uncharacterized. Gene Ontology annotation, cellular component: endoplasmic reticulum; membrane. The record is from RefSeq and is a predicted model, not a curated record. Gene Ontology annotation, biological process: GPI anchor biosynthetic process. NCBI's taxonomy places the organism in Eukaryota, Fungi, Ascomycota, Eurotiomycetes, Chaetothyriales, Herpotrichiellaceae. Bases 1 to 2277 code for a protein of 758 amino acids. The transcript has 2 exons.
AUGGUCGAUAACAAUGAUGGCAUGCUACGAAUCUUCUGGCCAAGCAAUCUCACUCGGUCAACCACACCCGGUGUGAUAGUUGGAUGGAGGAAUUCGUCGUUGGAUUUGUUUGUCAUCACCAUCCUGGAAGAUGUGGAGGUGCGCAGUGUUGAAACAGCCCUGAGAAUGGGUACACUUUUCCGGAACAGCGUGUAUCCUGUUGCGCGAAUUUUUCAGUUAUGCAAUCAGUCGACCAUGCAUGUUCUGGGCACUCUUAACCAUUCAGAAUCGCCAGAGACAUUCGAUCCCGCGAAUUUGAGUGCCUUUAUACUCCCAACCAGUAGUAGGCCAUACCUCUACUGCCCUGCAGAAGUGGGUUUGUCGGUUCAGAUCGUCCUCUUCGACCCUCCAAAUCCAGCACAAUUGCAAUACAUGUCGCUGGAACCCAUAUCUCUUACACUCGGUUCAUCAUCGACCGCAGAAGUCGACAUAUCAUCCACGGGCGACGAAGUUGAGGUUGAAGAGCAGGAGAAGCGCAAGUCUCUCUCAGAUUUGGUCACAAAACUCCGCUUUCACACAGUGGUUCGACAUUCGGCGACGAAAAAAGACCUGGCAUUGCAUAGCAUCCUCCGUCAGAUCAAUUGUGCUCAAGAGGUGGCAGAUCUCCUCCAGAAGAACAGUCCACUCGUUGGACCACGUAGAAAGCGAAGCUUGUCUGUAAGCGAAAGGGUUGUGGAAUCCGCUCAAUCGCUUUACGCCUUCGCAGCAUGGACCAUCUGGACUCUUUUUAUGACUUAUGCCUAUCCAAGUCUACUUUGGCUAUUCAAGAUUGCUAUUAUCAUCCAUCGAGUUUUGGCCGAGGCCAUCCUUCAGAUUCUAGAAUGGCGUUUACCAUUUCAGGCACUACGACGAACCAGAGGGGCACCUUUGGCCCCCAAUGGUGGUUUUGCUCUCAAGGAUAUAUCUGCUGGUUGCCAACAAGUUCACCUACGGCUACAGCAGUUCUCAUACUAUCCAACACAAUAUUCGCUGCUUCAAAAACGACAUGCAACCUGGUCGUCGUUUCCAACUACCAACAGUGAUUAUAUCCGAUUCUACAACUCACUUUGGCUAGUUGCAAAUGAUGUCAUCAUUGGAAUCGCCCUUGGGAGUUUUAUUAAUGACAAUGCUACAGCCAGUGCACAAUUUAUCAGCGAUGUGCUGGACCAAUAUAUGAUUGAAGGUCUUAAACGAAUGAUUCGCUGGCUUAUGUCAUACCCUGGUGGGCUCAAGUUGAACACCGAGCUGGCUGCAUUCCUCGGCGAUCUAUUCUUGUGGGUCAUUGAGUAUUGGUCAUCCACCUUACUUUUGGUCAUACUCCCACGGCUUCCAAUGAUAGUGUAUUUGAUCGGCUUCUCAUCUUUCGCCGGCGCAAGUAUGCCAAUAGCAAUACUCUCCGAUCUACUGAGUCUGAUGACAAUUCACAUCUACUCCUUUUAUGUGGCUAGUGCUCGAAUCUUCAACUGGCAGCUCACUAUCAUCAUCAGUUUAUUCCAUCUUUUUCGGGGAAAGAAACGCAACGUCCUGCGAAACCGGAUUGAUAACUGCGACUAUGAUUUGGAUCAGCUGCUCCUUGGCACGAUUCUGUUCACACUGUUAUUCUUUCUGCUCCCUACAGUUCUGGUUUUCUAUUUGACGUUUGCCUUUGCAAGAAUGUCCAUCAUAUCUCUAAAGGCGACUUUAGAUGCGUGCUUGGCAUUCUUGAAUCAUUUUCCGUUGUUCGCACUGAUGCUCAGAGUAAAAGAUAGCAAAAGGUUGCCAGGAGGACUUCAUUUUCAGUUGUUAGAGACGCAGGCAAUUGAAGGUCCUCGGCAAGAUAAGCAGGCGCCGAAGGACACCAACGAGGAGACAGAAGCAAGUCAUGAUGACGAAGAUGAAGAUGAUGAAGAGAGCGAAGAUAGCGAUACGGGGUCGAGCCAAAUGACGGUGGCUUAUAUCAAUCUAUCGUCCACACCACUCUCCAUACGACAGAUUUUCGAGCAGUAUUUUCAGCUUUGGGCUCGCAUUCGGCGUCACUACCUAUCCCCUAAAGUCAUGUUUAGGCUACUUACUGGGCGCUUCGUUCCGCCUCUUGGGAGGAACGAGAUGUAUGGACUCCAGUACUCAGCCUUGCCACGAGACAGGGCUACGGUAGGUGAGGUAUGGAAUAGUUUGAACGAAACGCUUGACAAAGGCUCCUCAACAGAGAAGUCGAAGGCCCCACCGCACAAUCAGUCGCUCGGAGUGUAUGGAAGUACGAUUGGCCGGCGUUGGAAAUAG